Molecule: messenger RNA, 4078 nt
Organism: Trichomycterus rosablanca
Lineage: Eukaryota; Metazoa; Chordata; Actinopteri; Siluriformes; Trichomycteridae
Gene: ttll4
Product: tubulin tyrosine ligase-like family, member 4
Exons: 19
Coding region: 195-3488 (1097 amino acids)
Biological process (GO): protein polyglutamylation; microtubule cytoskeleton organization
Cellular component (GO): cilium
Molecular function (GO): tubulin binding; tubulin-glutamic acid ligase activity
Source: RefSeq, a predicted model, not a curated record
CUGCUCCGGUCCACGUGUGUCCCUCUCCGGUUAGCUUACACUGCUAAAUGACUGCACAUGGCAGCUAAACUGUUCACAAGCUGACCCGAGCUGGAUGAACUGUUUGUUCCGCGGCAGAAAUGUUUGUAGGUAUUCUCUGGCUUGGCGACUCAAUCUAUUAGUAUUCCUGCUGGGAGAGAAAAAGAUGGCACUUCAUGGCUUCCAAUGGAGCUGAGGACUUGAGGAGGUCUUCUCGGCCAACUUUUGCCCUCCAGCCAAAAUCUGCAGCAGUACAUUGGUCCAACAUAAAUGUGUCAUCUGCUGUCAUCGAAAGGAACAGGCAUUAUCCUUCAGCCCUUAGCCACUCUGUAUCUCUGCCUAAUGUGCAUGUGGCAUAUGAUCGGCCCCAUCGUUUCUCAGGGAUUUACUCACAGCGUCACUCUUCAUCUGUACCUAGAGCAGCUACAGCUUUAUCCAGGGUAGUGAAUGCACAAAACACGGGUGCUCGUUCUCCUAAUAGUAAAAGAACACCCAGUAUUGUCUCCAAGAGCUCACCUAAUAUCAGUGGUUUAAGCUCCUGUCACCUAGAACCAAUUGUCCAGAGCUAUCAGGCGCGACGGCACAUUGAUCCACCUUCUUUAAAAUCAGGACUUUUAGGAAAAAGGACUUUUGCACCUUCGCCCUCAAUUUAUCAUAGUUGUCCAUCACCACCUAAGACUUCCUCUCACAGAACUUCUGUGAAACUUAAGAAAACCAUGCCAACAAAUAAGUCUUACCCAUUGCUGAGCAGUAAGCUCAAAAGCAACAGCAAUGGUUUAGUACAACCCUCCAGUGCCAAGGUGCCUACAGAUGUCAAGCUUGAGAGAAAUCCUGUUGAAAAGUCUAAUGGUAUCAUUCAUGCCAUGGGAGAUUAUGAAGCUGAUUUAAUCAAACCCGCCCUAACAACUGUGCCUAAAUACACAGAUGUGCCUAUAAACUCCGUCUCUGUGGCUCAGGAUAACAAAAUAAUAGAAGACACCAAGGAGAAUGAGCAUGUGGUGGCGUGCAGCAUGGAGCAUGGCACAAGUGAAGCACCUCAGAGAGUGAGAAAAGUCAGCUCUGAGGUACAGUUCACAGCUGCGGUACAAAAGCUCAACAAAAGCAUGGUACAAGUGAGCAGUGGGACACUUAAUGGUCAUAGUGGACCAUUUAAGGCCAACUCUGAUUCUCUCUGCCACAGGACAGCAGUAAAGACCGGGAUAACCACAAGUGCCAAUACCUUAACAAACGCCUCAUUAUGCCUUAUUAAUGGAAAUGGAGAGUUUUGUAUGGACACUGAGCCCUCAGCUGGCCUUUGCUCAGAUAUCAGCGCUUUUUACAAUGGAGUAAUUCAGGACAGUGUAUGUGCCAUUAAAGAGGAUGUUAGUACCAAAAUGGACUCUCCUCAGUCUCCUACUGUUUACUUUGUAACGAACCAGAUAUCUGCCAUAAAUCUCACAAAAGAGAGCAGCCACCACCCCUCAGGAGAGAGUCCAAGCCUCUGCCGUAUAAAUGUGGACAACAGGGCACAGACCCAUUGGCAGGACUUUGGGCAGGACAGUGUUGUCCUAGUACAGGAUGAGGAAGAGCGCCCAGCCGAGUUAGGGAAUGUCUGCAGUGACAAUUAUGAUGGACCAGAUUCUGAUGCCUCCUCGGCAAUCUCUGUUGCAACCUCAUCCAACAUUGAGGAGCCCAUGAGCUCUGAGCUGGAGGAUGAUCGGGAGGUAAAGCCAGCAUUGGUGCCAAGCCUGUUUCCAUUCCUACCGCCUACACUGUACUUUAGUACAUACAAAGAAAGAGUGGAGCCGUUGCCACCAGAGCAGAGGAAACUCCUAAAAUGGAAAAUGAGUACUGUGACCCCUAACAUUGUCAAGCACACUGUGGCUAGGUCUUAUUUCCGAGCUACCAAGAAGAACCAUGACUGGCUGGGCUGUUGGGGACAUCAUAUGAAGUCACCUGGAUUCAAAGCCAUACGAGAGUACCAGAAGCUGAACCACUUUCCAGGUUCCUUUCAGAUAGGACGGAAGGAUCGUCUGUGGCGGAACCUGUCCAAGAUGCAGACGCGUUUUGGCAAGCGAGAGUUUGGUUUCUUCCCACGGUCCUUUGUGCUCCCACAGGACAUGAAACUGCUGAAGAAGGCCUGGGAGGACGGAGGAAGCAGACAAAAAUGGAUCAUCAAACCGCCGGCUUCAGCCCGUGGAAUUGGUAUUCAGGUUAUUCACAAGUGGAGUCAAAUGCCACGCAAGAGACCACUCCUCGUGCAAAAAUACCUUCACAAGCCCUACCUCAUCAGCGGGAACAAGUUUGAUCUGCGUAUCUACGUCUAUGUGACCUCAUAUGACCCACUCCGUGUUUACAUUUUCAAUGACGGACUCGUCCGUUUCGCAAGCUGCAAAUAUUCGUCUUCUAUGAAAAGCUUGAACAACAAGUUCAUGCACCUGACAAACUACAGUGUAAACAAGAAGAAUUCAGAGUAUCAAACCAACAGCGAUGACAAGGCCUGUCAGGGACAUAAAUGGGCACUGAAGGCGCUCUGGCAGCACUUGGAUUCCAAAGGAAUCAACCGCACUCUUAUCUGGGAGAAGAUAAAGGACAUGGUCAUGAAAACAAUUAUCGCGUCGGACCCGUAUGUAAACACCCUUUUGAAGACGCAUGUGCGCUCCCCUUACAGCUGUCAUGAGCUGUUCGGCUUUGAUAUCAUGCUGGAUGAGAACCUGAAGCCGUGGGUUCUGGAGGUCAACAUCUCACCCAGUCUGCACUCCAACAGCCCCCUCGAUGUGAGCAUUAAGGGACAAAUGAUUCGUGAUGUGCUGAACCUGGCUGGCUUCGUGCUGCCCAAAAAAGAGGACGUGGUUUCCAACAGCAGCUCCACCAGCAGUUUGUGCGAUGGAUUGCGAGAGAGAACAAGAUCAGAGUUGUCUCCAGAUGAGAAGCUUAAAAGAGCCUUCUAUCUCACUCAGCGCGUUUGGGAUCAGGAGUUUUUCUCCACGGUUUUAGAUGUGCUGACCCCCGAUGAUGUGCGAGUUCUGGCUGAGAGUGAGGAUGAGCUGACUCGUCAGGGAGAGUUCGAACGCAUUUUUCCCUCCCCUGCUUCCUCCCGCUACCUCCGCUUCUUUGAGCAUCAACGCUACCUCAACGUCCUUCUUAACCAGUGGGAACAGAGAUAUUACCAAAACCGGAGCAAAGGUAUUGAACUGCUGAAAGGUCUGUGUCAGAAAAAAGUGCACUUAGGAAACCUUGAUGACGCUGCACAUCAUUGGUCUUCAAAAAAUCGACCCAGAUCUGACCUCCACAGUACUAAAACAGAGCUGAGCAAAUCAAGUGUUACAGCGAGUCAGAAUGUCGGCUCCCAGCUGGAAGACGAUGACGACGACUGGUCUGAUGAGGCGCAAUCCACUACCUCGAGUAUUCCAGACAUGAAUCUGAUGGAAUCAGAGAGCCUGAGCCAAAAUGUGGCCAGUGCCAACCUGCAUCAUCAGGACUAUCAGUGAGGAUAAUCAUGUACUCGCAACAUUAGUGCUAACUUGGUACUCACAACCUUCAAUUCAGGGCUUCCAAUCAACAAACAAUGCAUUAACUUGCACACCUAGUAAAGGCUUAAUGGGUUUUUUUAACACCAGGAACUCACAAUAUUCAUAUCCCUGCAAUAUGUUGAAUACAUAUGAGACAGGAAAGCUUUGUAAAAAAGUCACAGAAAUGUCCAGCCAAAUAGAUUACUGUUUUUAUUCACAAACAUUUUUAAAAUAAAAGGUGCAGUUUUGAAGUAUGAAGUGGACAUGUCCAAAACACACAUGUAUGUUUAUGCGGUGUUAAUAUAUGCAAGCUUUUCCUGUACUGAAGGGAGCUAAUCUGUAGGUAUGCCUGUGUGCAGCAGCCAAUCAGAUUCCUUUCCCGGUUUGUUUACAUUUUAGGACUGUCCACUUUUGGGGGCCAGUACUACUUAUAACUGACAGAUUUGUUAAAGAGUUUCAAUUGUAGUAUUAAUAAUAAAUAAUAAUAAAUUUAUAAUAUUUUAUCUCCAGUGAAGAAUGAGAAGAAUUGUUCUGCUUUAGAAUUUUCACAUUAAAACUGUUUGAAAUAA